GGAUAUUCUUAUACAGACACAAACAACAAACAUGACAGAUGUCUAGUUUAUGCAGCACAGCCUUGACUUUGCGUACAAGAUAACAACAAACGAUGUAUUUGGAAGCAUUGUGCAACUUUGAAUGGGACACGUGUAGUGUUUUGUAGUGGUUGGCAAAAGUCGAGAUCUCUAGUGGUUUAAGACAUUGAUGUCAGUUGGACAUUUGGUAUAAUUUUGAUGUUUUAGUUGCAUCAAAUUGAUAACAAAUGAACAAUUAGUGAAUUACAAUGUACAUGUCAUUUUGCAAGCAUCAGUAUUUUAAGGGUUAAAUUAAACAUGACUCAUUUAACGUAGACAUAUGUUUAAUAUGAUGAUAAUUGACACAUUUCCAUAACGAAAAUAGCACAGAAAUUCGGAUGGAGUUUCAAAACGUUUGUACAUGGCUGGUGGCAAUAAUCGCAACAUCUGCUUCGAGUGUGACAGUCCAGGUAGACACGGCUGUCAAGCGCCAACCUCCCGGACUUAAGUCACCAAUGAAGGUAUGGUGGGCCAAGGAGUUAACGCCAGAUUUCCAUAUUGCUGGUCGCUUGACUGAACGGCAGAUCAAAUAUGCAUCCGAGGCUGGCUUCAGAAGUAUUCUCUCGUUGUUCAUGUAUGAGACCAAUGACGGUGGCAAUUUUGGUGGAGAAUAUUUGCCAACUACUGCCGAAGCCUGGGCUACAGCGCAUAUGGCAGGUUUACAAUAUGUCGCGCUCAUUGGCGGAAAUGAUGACUGGACCAGCAUUGACACUAUUCAAAGAUUUCAUGAUGUAUUACCGGCUUUGAGAAAGCCAAUAUUGUUACAUUGUGACCGCGGAUAUACAAUCACAUUUGUAACGUUAAUGCAUAUGGCAAACCAGACCAGACACAAUUCCAGUUUUGAACCGAAGAUUUACAGCCAUAAUUUUUAUAAAAUUACAGGAGCUAUGGGUCUGGAUUUUACUCACGAUGACAUGAAAGAAGUUGUUGCUAACGUAACUGGUGAACCCGUGGUAGAGAAACCACCAAAACAUAAUUGUGAACCUGAAGAAUGGCGGGACUUCUGGUUAGCACAUCCGAUUUCCAAGAAUUGGUAUAUGGGAGGCCAAGUACGAAAAUGUGAUGUGAAAAUUCUAGAGCAGACUGGAUUUAAAGCAAUUAUAAAUAUGAGAUUGGGUGUAACCCAUAAUGGCCAACCUUCCCAAGAACCAACAGCAUUACUAAACGUCAAAGACGAGCCAACUACAUACGGAAAUAGCACAACACCACCUAGGCAAGAUCUUAAAACCUUAGAAACUAACAAAAUCAAUGAACACCAUUCAUCAGACUACAUUAGCAAAAAAUCCCGUAUUAAUUAUGAAACUGAAAACCCGCUUGAGUUUGGAGAUGAUAUCGGAUAUAAUGAAGAUGCUGAGGAAGAGGUUGUCAUGAAAACUUCACUAAAAUACUACCACAUUCCAAUACCUCCAAACAGCACAUUCACUGCAUCAAUGUUCAGCCAGAUACGUGACACACUCAUUCAAGCGGGACAGCUCGGACCUGUUAUGCUUCAUUGCUCAGAUGGGCGUAGAGUUGCGUACUUUGGUGUGCUGGCAGCCGCUAUACACGAGGGGCAUGACCUCAACUGGGCUCUCAAGAGGGUCCAGGAACUGGGCUUUGAAGUGAGCCCUGACGUGCAGCCAGACGUGUAUAAGAUGUACUGCGAAUCCUUUGAGCAGUCACACAGCUUUAAGAACGAGGAGUUAUAACAGGAAAUCUACUUUUAAAUGCUGCUUAACCCUUGACCCCUUAGAUACGUAUUUUUACGCAUUUGUAGUCCCUUAGAAAGUUAAAUAUAACUUAAGACCUUACUUCCAAGAUUCAAGUUUUAAAGGCAUCAUUUCCAACCCAUAGAUACUGAUGAGGAGCAAACAGCAUAAAACCUGAAUAGAGUACGAGUUACUCGCAGGCUGUUCUGGUUUUAUGCUGUUUGCACAUGGCCAUUUUCACUUAGCUUCUGAGAGGGAAAGGGUUAAGUGGUGGUGUUAGCGUCUGAAUUUUUAUUAUGGUAUUUUAAUGUUAGCAUAUAAUGAUUAUAAACCAGUAUUUUAAUGUUACUUUGUUAUGUCUGCAUACAGUAAUACAAGUUGUUAAAAGGCAUUUUAAAAAGUGCAUUUCAAGUUUUAGUGCUUUUACUGUUUCUAGUUGUUUGAUACGCCCUUUUAAAAAAUGGAGCAUCUAAUGCAGGCCUUUGCCCAGAGUUUUGUUCGGGAUAAGCAGCAGGGCUUUACUAUAUUAACAGUUAUUAUAUGUUAAUGUUAUUUGUAUUUAUUUAGCUUGUGCUUUGAAGACAGUAGUAUUUUUAGCUCACCUGAGCACAACGUGUUCGAGUUUUCGAAAAAUGGUUCUGGUUCGGUGAAAAACAUGGCUGCCAGGGGACUUGGCAGAUUUCCUUAUUUGGCUAUACUGAAACCUUGUUUACACUCUCGAAGUUAAAUGUAUCUUCCAAUUUUCAUGAAACUUGGUCAGAAAAUUUGUUCUUAUGAUAUCUGGGCCAAGUUCAAAAAUGGUUUGGGUUUCUUGAAAACAUGGGCCCCAGGGGGGCUGUUCAGUUUUCCAGUUUUCUUUAUAUGGAUUUUGUAAAACCUUGUUAAUGCUCCAAUGGCCACAUUUAUUGGCCAAUCUUCAUUAAACUUGAUCAGAACAUGUGUCCUAAAUAUCGGCCGAGUUUGAAACUGAGUCAUUUGAUCACCAAAAUAGGUCACUAGGUAAAAUAACAAAGUAUGUUUGUACUCAUGAAGUCACUUUCUUUGCCGCUUAUGAAUGUCUUUCAGAAUAUUUUUUUGUAACCAUAUCUCAGGAGAGUUAAAAAUAUCAAUAAGCCUACAAAUUAAAUAUGUAUGUUUUCCUAAAGUACUUUCAUUAUUUUGAAGGAUUAUUUAUGUUUUUCAGAAUAGUUUAGUUCCUCUUGUUUAUUGAUAUAUUAAUUGUUGUUGCAUAAAACCAAAUGGGCCAUAACCGAACGUUAUUCAUUAUUUGAAUUGUUCAAAAUACACACUAAUCAAAGUCUUUUUAGCUCAACUGAUUGCUCAGGUGAGCUUUUGUGACCGGUCUUUGUCCGUCCUAUGUCCGUCCGUCCGUCCGUUAACAUUUGCUCGUAAACACUCUAGAGGCCACAUUUCUUGUCCCAUCUUCAUGAAACUUGGUCAGAAGCUUUGUCUCAAUAAAAUCUCGGCUGAGUUCGAAACUGGGUUGUGCCGGGUCAAAACUAGGUCACUAGGUCAAAAAAGAGAAAAACCUUGUAAACACUGUAGAAGUCACAUUUAAUGCCCAAUCUUCAUGUUACUUUGUCAAAAUGUUUGUCUUAAUGAUAUAUUGGUUGAUUUCAAAAGUGGUUCCGAUCCGUUGAAAAACAUGGCCGCCAGUGGGCGAGGCAGUUUUCCUUAUUUGGCUAUAGAGAAACCUUGUACCGGUAAACACUCUAGAAGUCACAAUUUUUGCCAAAUCAUCAUGAAAGUUGGCAAAACAUUGGAUCAAUUGAUGUCUCGGACGAGUUCGAAAAUGGUCGAGAUCAGUGAAAAAACAUGGCCGCCAGUGGGCGGGGCAUUUUUCUCUAUAUGUAUAUAGUGGCAGUUUUCCCUAUUUGGCUAUAGAGAAACCUUGUAAACACUCUAGAAGUCACAAUUUUUGCCCAAUCAUCAUGAAAGUUGGUCAAAACAUAGGUUUUAUUGAGAUCUCGGACGAGUUUGAAAAUGGUCGGGAUCAGUGAAAAAACAUGGCCGCCAGUGGGGGGGGGCAUUUUUCUCUAUAUGUAUAUAGUGAAAACAUGUAACCCUAUGAACCCCUAUUGAUUUUCAGGUCACUAGGUCAAAGGUCAAGGUCACGAUGAGACAAAGCAGUAAAAUGGUUUCCGGAUGAUAACUCAAGAACGCUUAGGCCUAGGAUCAUUAAACUUCAUAGAUACAUUGAUCAUAACUCGUAGAUGACCCCUAUUGAUUUUCAGGUCACUAGGUCAAAGGUCAAGGUCACGAUGACUCGAAAUAGUUAAAUGGUUUGCAGAUGAUAACUCAAGAACGCUUAGGCCUAGGAUCAUGAAACUUCAAAGGUACAUUGAUCAUGACUUGUAGAUGACCCCUAUUGAUUUUCAGGUCACUAGGUCAAAGGUCAACGGUCAUGGUGACCCGAAAUAGUAAAAUGGUUUCCAGAUGAUAACUCAAGAACGCAUAUGCCUAGGAUCAUGAAACUUCAUAGAUACAUUGAUCAUGACUUGUAGAUGACCCCUAUUGAUUUUCAGGUCACUAGGUCAAAGGUCACAGUGACCCGAAAUAGUAAAAUGGUUUCCAGAUGAUAACUCAAGAACGCUUAUGCCUAGGAUCAUGAAACUUCAUAGGUACAAUGAUCAUGACUCUCAGAUGACCCCUAUUGAUUUUCAGGUCACUAGGUCAAAGGUCACUGUGACCUGAAAUAGUAAAAUGGUUUCUGGAUGAUAACUCAAGAACACUUAUGCCUAGGUUCAUGAAACUUAAUUAAAUCAUAGGUAUAUUGAUCAUGACUCGCAGAUGACCCCUAUUGAUUAUCAGGUCACUAGGCCAAGGUCACAGUGCCAAAAAACGUAUUUACACAAUGGCUGUCAAGGUCUAGGUGACUCAAUUUAGAAAAAGGGUUUCCGGAUGAUAACUCAAGAAUGCUUACGUCUAGGACCAUGAAACUUCAUAGGUACAUUGAUCAUGACUGGCAGAUGAAAUAAUGAUGAAACUUGACCAGGAUGUUUGUCUGGACAAUAUCUAGGUCAAGUUUGACAUUUGGUAAAGAUUGAAUGAACCGACUCCUCUCAGGUGAGCGAACUAGGGCCAUCUUUGCCCUCUUGUUAAAUAUAUUUACUAUAUUAUUUUGAUAUGUUUAACUGUUAUGUAACGCAAUACAAAUGUCUAUUUAUGUCUGGAAAGUCAACAGAAAAAACAUAAAACAUUUAUGUAUAAAAGAAAGUUUUCCCUUUACCUUUAUUUAAUCAAUUAACAUUUAAAAUUCAUAUAAUUUAUUUGUUCAACAUUAUGUACUUUGAUGUUUAUUGAUUUCACUGACUUUUUUACUUAACUGAAAGUUGCAACAAAGAAUUCAAUUUGAGCAUUUGUCUAAAAAGAAUUUUUAUAAUUAUAAAUAUUUAAUGUGCUUCUUAAUCAAAUUAGGAAAAAACAUUCAAUAUGCAAGAUUUUUUUAAAUUUAUACACCUGAAACAUCUUCUAUGCAUGGGAUGUUUAGUUAUGUUUGAAUUUAAUGUAAAAUAAUGUCAAGUUAUGGUAGAUAUAACAAGCAUCCCAAUAGUAUACUGUGAUCCAUUUUCAAAUUGUUAGUAGUGCUGGAUUGGUCAUUGUCGGCUUUGGUACUACUUAAAUGUACCCCAGGUAAUAUUUAGAAUACUUAAAUGUACCCCAGGUACAGAAAAUAUUCUGGGCUAAUUUAGACUGUACCCGAAAUUUGUAUUCCCGCCCCAAAUCGUAAAAUGCUCUAUGGAAUAUGAAACAAACUUCUCAUUGCCUCCACAUACUUUUUUAGUAAGAUUUUUUAGGUAAUAUAGAGGCCAUUUUACAGAAUAAGGACAUAAAUAUGAACAUUAUUUAUUUGAAAAAAAAAUCCUGGGUAGGUUUCAGUAUAUACUUCGAACCUGUUGUACAUUUAAGUAUAUUUAAGAGUACCCAGGGACCAUUUAAGAAGCACCCAGGCGGACAAUUACCAAUUGAGCAUUAGUACUUAGUAUUAUAAGUUAGUUAUUUGCUCAAUAUAGAACUUGUUAUGACAAUAUGAGAAUUAGACAUUCAUUGAUGAUGGUGUUCUUAAACUGUUAUUUGAAAUAUUUGCAAAAUAUUUUUAGCUCAUUUAGUCUUAUCUUCAAUGGUAUGUCCUUAUUUUCUUUUCUUUUUUGUUGAAGUUACAAAACAAUGUUCACAAAACAUAAUUUUGCUGUUAAUAUUAACUCUUGUUGUAACAAAUAUAUUCUCCACUUUGAUUUGUUUACACUUUCCAAAGUUGACAUCUGAACUCUUGCAUUAUGUCAAUUUCUAUGAAAUUCCUUUACCCUUAGAUCAUCAUGCCCUUUGCAUGCUGGGAAAUUUGUCUUCUGCUAAAACCUCAUCUGCUGAAUUUCUAAAAUUAGCAUUUUCUUCGAUUUUUUUCAAAGAAUACUAUCAGAAUAGCAAACAGUUAUGGAUCCUGAUGAGACGCCACGUUCUGUGGCGUCUCAUCUGGAUCCAAACUGUUUGCAAAGGCCUUCAAAAUUCGGUUCUCGCACUGAAAGGGUUAAUUGUCAUCAUCAAAUAUAUUAUUAGUUUCCUCAUAAGAAAUUGGUAGUAAAUGAUUGCUUUAAAACAAACAAACCAAUCAGUUGCAACGAUUGUGAAAGGUAUGAUUGUAUUGCACAUAAAUAGUACCUGUUUGAUUAAUUGUGAUAAUUUUGCUUUCAAUGUUUGUUGAAGUAUCAAGCAUGGCGAAUAUACAGAUUAACAGAAUAACAUUAUUCCAUACUGCUGACCAAAAUUUCCCCAAAAAUAUGCCAAACUUACAAGAAACUCAAUACUUGGUUUAUUGAGUUUAUUAUACAGCAAUUUAAUUCCAAUUUUAAUUAUAAUAAUUAAUUAUAAUAUAAAUUUUAAAAAGCAAUUAAACAUGCACUUAUAAACAAUUAGUAUACUGUUAUUUAUAAUCAUGUUAACAAUGUUCAAUUUUUCCGAAUAUCAUGGUCUAUCACGCUUUUUUCCCAAUAAAAAAAGGCACAGGAUGUAUAAUAUAAAGCAAAACAAAAUCACUGAACAUCAUAGAAUACUGCUAUACUUCUUACUAAGUUUGACAACCUUUUGAUUUUACAGUUCAUGUUUAUAUAGUUACUGCUCAUACUAAGACUCAGGUCUUGUAUUUUAAGACUUGUACAAGUCUCUGAUAAUGUUUAUAGAUUUUAAUUACCAACUUAAUGCUUGUGCUAGACAUGUGUGUUCACGCAUGUUUUCAAUCAGCUGGUGUUAAAUGAAAUUUGUCAUUGUGGUAAGCAAGUUGUACGAGUUGGAUUUGUGAUUGUAUGGUAGUUAUUUACUUAUCUCGUAUAUUUAUAAAAAAUCUGACUUUGUAUGUUCUUAGUAAAUCAUGUAUUGUUGAUUUGAUCAACAUAAUUUCACAGCGCAAUUUUGUUGAAAUAAAUCUGUCUCCAGUUCAUAAAAAUGAUUUAAAGGAAUCUCGAAAAACUAUUGCAAAUUAAUUGUCUUUUUGCUGUCUUUUUGUGUAAUAAGUUGUCUUAUUUUUAAACAUAACGUGUCUGUUUUAGCAAAACCCUGUACUUUUUGUAGUUCUAUAUCUUUCCAAGACAUGGAUCACAGUUUGGCUUAGAUAUGCUGCUACUCCUAGCACUCUAGUGAUUGCCUGUAAACACAAGCUCAAUCACAAGGUAACCGUGCCCUUGACAUAAAUUCUGUGUUUGCCUUUACAUGAUAAAAUCUAAUAGUAUGUUAAGAUCUUGUUUGUUAGAGAUGUGACUUUGUAACACAUAUCUCUUUGUUCAUAAGAGUGUUAUAUCUACAAAAUGUUCUUGUCUUGCAUAAGAUAAAUGUUUUGAUGAUGGUUAUGGAACUUUGUCUUUUAACAAUAUUGAAAUAAAAAAUACAACAAAUUGA
Molecule: messenger RNA, 7631 nt
Organism: Dreissena polymorpha
Lineage: Eukaryota; Metazoa; Mollusca; Bivalvia; Myida; Dreissenidae
Exons: 4
Coding region: 396-1745 (449 amino acids)
Source: RefSeq, a predicted model, not a curated record